Acanthopagrus latus (yellowfin seabream) is the source of this 1760-nucleotide messenger RNA. RefSeq names its product alpha-N-acetylgalactosaminide alpha-2,6-sialyltransferase 1-like. The record is from RefSeq and is a predicted model, not a curated record. NCBI's taxonomy places the organism in Eukaryota, Metazoa, Chordata, Actinopteri, Spariformes, Sparidae. The coding region runs from base 91 to 1341 and encodes 416 amino acids. The transcript is spliced from 10 exons. Gene Ontology annotation, molecular function: sialyltransferase activity.
UGACAAGAAUCUCAUGUGGCUUUUCAGCCGGAGCACAAACCGCAAACACACUCUGUUUCAUUGAUCCGCUCACACCUCCAGUUCUUGGGGAUGGUGCUCCAGACCUCCAGGAUUUUUACUUUGCUGCUUGUGAGCAUAGUUGCUACUGUAUUUUUAGUUUUAUCAUGGGGACGUUUGUCAAGAAACAUCAGCUGGACCACUUUGGCAAGAGAAGCUACACACAGAGCACAAAAAGCAAAAACUGACCAAACGACAGCGGCCACGCACGCCGCCGCGGGUGAGACUCCCAUGCCCAUCCUCUCCAGAGAAUCCUUCAGCAAGUUUCCUCAGUGGGACUUUGAGGAUGUUUAUAACAGGGAUGCUCCACCCAGACACACUGCGUGUGCUCAGUCUGUACAAAACUCUGAGGACGAGAGCUUCAGGAAGGCAUUUCUUCCCAACAUUCGCCUGUUUAUGCACAAAGACGACAUCAACAUGAGCGAGUGGAACCGACUUUCACACUUCAACAACCCUUUUGGAUUUAUGGGAUUCAAGCAUGACGACGUGAUGGCUUCAGUGAAGUUGAUCCCAAAGCCAAAGGAGCCCCUGCUGGACACAAAGCCAGGCGGUGACGGGUGUGUGCGCUGUGCUGUGGUGGGCACUGCGGGGAUCCUCAAUGGCUCUCGAAUGGGGAAAGAAAUCGACGCUCACGAUUACGUGUUUAGGAUGAACGGUGCGGUCACUAAGGGUUAUGAGGAGGACGUAGGAAACAGAACAUCUGUGUACGUUCACACGGCCCACGCCAUCACCAGGUCGCUGAGUCUGCUCAAGAAGUAUGGAUACACAUCCACCCCCAAUGACGAGGGUAUAAAAUACGUGAUGAUUCCAGAGGGAAUGAGGGAUUUCUAUUGGCUCGAGGGUCUUUUCAAAGGAGAAAAAGUCUCAGCUGGACAAUAUCACAACAAACAGCCGAGGAUGUACUACGGCGGGCAAUACAAUGAGAGCCGCUUCUAUGUUCUGCACCAGGAUUUCCUCAGAUACGUACGGAACAGGUUCUUAAUGUCUGCUACUCUGAACACUUCAUCCUGGGCAAUGGUCAGACCGACCAACGGGGCGUUCACUCUGUUCCUGGCUCUGCACACCUGUGACAUUGUGUCAGCGUAUGGAUUCAUGACUGAGGACUACAAGAAAUACUCUAACUACUAUUUUGAAAGGACUGCUAAAACAAGUGUUGUUUUCUACCUCAACCACGACUAUAUCCUGGAGAAGAAUCUGUGGACAAAACUCCACAACAGCAAAAUAAUACGGCUUUAUCAAAGAGCGGACUCAGAAACAGGGACAGAAGAGCUGAAGCCACACUGAUACACUGAGGAUGGUAGUAACGGCAUCAAGAAUCUAGGUCAUUUUAUAUUAGAAGAACAUAUAUCUUUGUUAUUUUUAUUUUCCUUUUUUGGAAAACCAGAUGAGGUAAAUUUAUUUAUUAACAAAAACCAAACCCAGUUUACGUGACGCUGCCCUGAUUAGGUUUGUGAUAAAGGGCUUGAUAUGGUUUAUACCAGUUUUUUUACGGUUCUGUUCAACUACUUAAAGGGAUGGGGUGUGUCUGACUCUCUUGCUAAGGUGUUUUUUAACCUUAAUAAGCCAUUUUAAAAUGGGAUUUUGAAUGUUUUCUAUUAUUCUUUUUCUAUUCUUCUUAUGGAGUUUAUUAUUUAUGUUUUAAAUCGGCUAAAAAUAGUUCCUUCUCUUUGGUGUUUGUUUUUUUAAGAAAUUCAGCUUCACAA